Oldenlandia corymbosa var. corymbosa is the source of this 1215-nucleotide messenger RNA. The record is from the annotation of a GenBank genome assembly. NCBI's taxonomy places the organism in Eukaryota, Viridiplantae, Streptophyta, Magnoliopsida, Gentianales, Rubiaceae.
GGAUUUUCAAAAAUACUGGGCCUAAAAAAUUCCAUUCAAUUGCAUACAGUCAAAACCCAAACGAAAUGUGGGUCCAGUUCUUGGAGCCCAAGCAGCAGAACAAUCUUUUUAAAUGCCCGUCUCCAUUACUAUUAAUAGUCUAAUCCGACGACGGCCAACAUUCCCCAAUCUUUUGACUCCGAUCGGUUACUUACUGCUUAGUUGUAAUAACAGGAUUCUUCUUCUUCCAAAUCCAGUCCUUAUUGAACCACGUAGGAGUAGUUCAAAUCGAACUGAUCGGAAAUGCAGCACUCCGGCGACUUGAACUCGUCUUCUCCGGCGCCACAGGCUAAGCCUCCGAUGCCUAAAGUUGGGGUGGCCGUGUUUUUGUUAAAAGGGGAUAAACUACUGCUGGGCCGCCGCCUCACAACCAUUGGCUACAACACCUUCGCCCUUCCCGGCGGCCACCUCGAAUUCGGGGAAAGUUUCGAGGAAUGCGCAGCUAGGGAGGUGAAGGAAGAAACAGGGCUGGACAUUGAUAAAACAGAGUUUUUAACUGCCACCAACAAUGUGUUCUCAGAAGGAGCUAAUAAUCAUCCUCUGCAUCUUGUCUGUAUAUUCAUGAGGGCAGUUGUGGCAGAUGUCAACCAGGUGCCACAAAAUGUUGAACCUGAGAAAUGUGGGGGUUGGGAUUGGUAUCACUGGAAUGAUCUUCCUAAGCCUCUCUUUAAGCCAUUGGAGGUUAUGAUCCAAGGGGGUUUCACUCCAUUUCCCGUUUCUUCCUGAAAUUUUCGUGAAGAUGAUGCACAAUCGUUAUAGUAUUAUUCGUAUCAUUGUAUGAAUAAUUGUGGACAUUGUUCACUGUUGACUAGGAAUUUGUCUGUUGUUUCUGGUUUUACACUUCUACUUGGUGUGUGGUAAUCAUUGGCCAUUUCUGUAAGGCCGAAUCCAUUAUUGUUUAAGCAGAUUUAUUCGGUUUUGUCAUUUUGGGCUUUACCUAGUCGUCGUCAUUGCCCAAACAUAUGAAAUCCCAUGGAUUACUAGCUUCAAGCCCUGAGAUGCGGCCUGGAGAAAAACGAUUCUUCGUCCUAAAAUAGUUUUUGUACUAAUUUUAGUCAUACCAACAAGAUAAUUAUUUUGGGGGAAAAAAAAAAAGUAACCUAAGCAUCAAAGAGUCAGGUAAUUUUUACUCCAUAUCCUAGAAUGAUGACGGCGGAAAGAGAACUAAAUAUUGAG